This is a messenger RNA of Aspergillus sclerotioniger CBS 115572, 696 nucleotides long. RefSeq lists its product as uncharacterized. The transcript is spliced from 5 exons. The record is from RefSeq and is a predicted model, not a curated record. NCBI's taxonomy places the organism in Eukaryota, Fungi, Ascomycota, Eurotiomycetes, Eurotiales, Aspergillaceae. The coding region runs from base 1 to 696 and encodes 231 amino acids.
AUGGUGCACGGUGGAGAAGCCGUUAGCUCGUUUAGCAUCAAAGCCAAGAUCUCUGCAGAUGCUUAUCAAUUAUCGCCACCCCAGAUGUCGCCUGCUGUAUUGCAGCACAACAGCAAUAAGGGGUUGUCUAAGCAGACUUUUCUGUUCCAUGGUCAGUCGUUCGGGUGGAAAAAGGCGUCCGGGUAUCCAACCUCGGGCAACCGGAUAUCCGCGGUCGAGAUAGCCGGACACCGGGAUGCAGCCUCCGACCACUCGGCCUGUGCAGGACAAUCCGCCCGUGGAACGGAUCGUCUGACAGCUGUCCAGGGCCCAGGCCAGUUCAAGUGGAACCGAUCGGACCCUGAGAUGAGCGGAUUCCAUCGCCGAUCUGGCCGUCCCGGCGCGAGCUGCAACUCUUCCUUAGCCUGCAUAAGCUUAUUUGAACGGAUUCCGACGGAGGACCCUGCGUCUGGAGUCAGCCUGUCUCAUCUCCACUUCACAUGCAAGUCGCUGACGUGGUACCUACUACCUGGGCAAUCCCUCGGCCUGAUUCUCGUCUUGGCUGUGGCUGAGAACAUGGAUCUUUUGAAGAGUUCGAAUAGAACUACGACAACAACUAAACAUCUAAGCGAGGAGCUACGGAAGGAAACGAGCCCGAAGAAAAUAUGGAUCAUUGAAUCAUCCGGUUUACCCAACACGAGACCAGUUCUAAGCUAA